Hypomesus transpacificus is the source of this 2487-nucleotide messenger RNA. RefSeq lists its product as uncharacterized. The coding region runs from base 132 to 1904 and encodes 590 amino acids. The record is from RefSeq and is a predicted model, not a curated record. The transcript is spliced from 3 exons. Lineage: Eukaryota; Metazoa; Chordata; Actinopteri; Osmeriformes; Osmeridae. Gene Ontology annotation, molecular function: GTP binding; ATP hydrolysis activity.
GGACGUGGCCAGCACCAGCAGCGACCACACCCCCUCUGCCAUCCAGCCGCCCCCCCCCGUGCCAGCCCAGGAAAGAGGGGCUCCUGGGCUCGGUCGGGCAGCCGACCAGUCCCCAGGCACUGCAGACCAACAUGCUCGAGGUCAUCAAGCCUUCAGCACCAGGAGAAACCCAUACACAGAAACCCACAGCCAUGGAGCGAAUUGCCAGAUGGAAGGAGGCAAAGAAGUUGGACGUUUACAAGUUAUCCAGAAAGGACAAAAACAUAGAGAUUUACAAUCUAAAGAUGUCUGUUAACAGGGAUGGAGUUUGUCGUACAUGUUGCUUUGGAAGCUCAUCACCUUUGGGAAAACACAAAAACAUAAUGCUUGUGGGAUCAACCGGCUCAGGGAAAACAACACUCAUCAAUGCGAUAAUCAACUAUAUCCUGGGUGUAAAACGAGAGGAUUCAGUCAGAUUUGAAUUGGUACCUAAGGAGUCCACUAAAUCACAGCAUCACAGUCAGACCUCUGAGAUUACAGCCUAUCAGAUCAGUCACUGCAAGGAUUUUGCAAUUGACUUUUCUUUAACUAUAAUAGAUACCCCUGGAUUUGGGGACACAAGAGGCAUUGAGAAAGAUAAAGAAAUUGUUGACAUGGUGAGACAAUUAUUUUGUGCUACAAAUGGCAUUAGUAGCAUUGAUGCUGUGGGAUUUGUGGUCCAGUCCGCUUUGCCACGACUCUCUGCAACUCAGAAGUACAUUUUUGAUUCGAUUCUUUCCAUUUUUGGAAAAGACAUGGAACACAACAUUGUUCUUCUUGCUACCUUUGCUGAUGGGAAGGUUCCACAGGUGUUACAAGCUAUUCAAGAAGCAAACGUUCCAUGUGCCCGAAACAAAAAUGGCAUUCCUAUUUGCCUCAAAUUCAACAACUCAGCCUUGUUUGCUGCUAAUGAGGCAGGAACAGAUGAUGAGGAUGAAGAGGGACAUUUCGAUGAAAUGUUCUGGAAAAUGGGCACUGCCAGCAUACAAAAGUUGUUUUCCCAGUUAGAUUGUUUGGAACCCCGAAGCCUGCAGCUGACCAAGGAGGUAUUGGAAGAGCGCAAGAAACUGGAAACGACUGUGGAAGGACUGCAACCAAUUAUCCAAGUGGGGCUAGUAAAUCUGGACGAGUUAAAAAAGACACAGCAGGCAUUAGAGAACCACUGGGAUCAUGCUGAGAAAAACAAAGACUUUGACUAUGAGGUGGACACCCUCAAUGUAGAAAAAAUUGCACUCAAAACUGGAAUCCACACCACAACAUGCAUAAAUUGCAACUUCACUUGCCAUGACGACUGUAGUUAUGGCAAUGAUAGUGACAAAAAUAUGUGCUGUGCAAUGAAGAAUGGCUAUUGCACUAACUGCCCAGGAAAAUGCCAAUGGAGCGAUCAUUCCAAUUUUCCAUACAAGAUCGUCUACAGCACAAUCAAAGAGAAAAAAACUUAUCAAGAUCUGAAGGACAAGUAUGAAAAGGCAUGCGGUGAAACUGUGACAGCAGCUCAAAUUUUUCAACAACUGGAAGACGAGUACAGACAUACACAAACAACUGUGUUAGAUGACAUACAGAAAUUAUCAGAAAUUCAGAAACGCCUUGGUGAAAUUGCCCUUCGACCAAACCCGUUGUCUGCCCCUGACUACAUCGAUCUGAUGAUUGAGUCUGAGAAACAAGAAUGCAAGCCGGGAUUCCUGGAGCGAAUUCAGGAAUUACAGAGAUGCCGGGAAGGAGCAUUGUUGCUUAAGAAGGUAUCUAAUAAUGAGGAACUCCUCCCUGAUGAACAGAAUAAUUUAAAGCAAUGGACAAUUGCAACAUUUCCCAAAAUGUCAGGUGUUCUCAGCACAUGGGGUAAACGUGUCAGAGAUGUCUUCACAAAUCAGAAGCAGAAAAACUGAACAUCUAGAAAAAGUAAACAAAUAUUUACGGUUACCUUAAGUAUAAAUUCCCGAAGUAUGUUUUUCUUCUCCAUUAAAGGCAGGGUAGGCAAGUUGCGCGAAGCUAGCUAUUUUUACUUCUUUUCGACACGAUUCAAACCAAAUAAUCCCACCUCCUCCCUUCAAAGCCACAAAACUACAGUAGCAAGCAUUGAGUGCACGGGCAAAGUUCUCACAGGUAGGUACACAGACAAGUAUCCCGUCCUAUUAAUAGUCAGGGUACCUCUUAAUUAUUGGUCGUGUUUAUUACAGUAUUGCGACGCCCACAGAUGUUGGAAUGAUUUCAUAUUACUGUCAAACCUUUUGAUAUAUUGGUUGCUAUCAAGACGUAAAGUUACUUUCGGCAAAUAUGACAAAAUUAUUGGUGGGCAUAGAUUAUAAUUUUUUAUCUAAAUGAAUCUCACUGUAAUCUUGGCGCUAAUAUAGAUUAAAAUGGUUCAAUUGAAUUCCGCCAAAGGCAUUCAAAAUGUGUGUGCUACCCAAAUAAUGACUAAAAUACGUCUUUGAGAAUGGGUUUCUCAAGCCAGGUGGUGCAUUAGACCAG